UUCUACAAUACUCUGAAUAGCACAAAGUGGUUAGAUGUAAAGACAAGAAAUACACUAUUUGAAACCAUAAAUUUUUUAAAAUUUAUUGUUGGCUACCCUGACGAGAUUAUGGAUGAUAGAAAAUUGGAAGAAUACUUUCAAGGACUCAAUAUAACUAAAGAUAAUUUCCUGAAAAAUGUUAUAAAUCGAAAAAUAUUUACCGGAAAGAAAGACUUUGAUUUUUAUCAUAAGCCACAAAACUCAAUUGGGUUUCUGGACUAUUUUUACAAUCUUGUUUUAUUUGAUGCUGAUUCUUUUUUCAAUACUCAUACAAAAAAAAUCGUUUUAGGUAUCGAAUUGCUGAGGAAUUUGUACUUCAGUAUUCAUCGCCCGAAUUAUUUAAAUAUUGCCGUACUCGGAGACAAACUUGCUCACGAAAUAGGGCAUUCUAUUGACUACUCUUACGAAGGUGAUUCCAAUUCCAAAGUAAACGAUAGCGAAUGGAGUGAAUCGUCAAAGCAAGUGUAUCGUGAUACACGAAAGUGUAUUGCGCAGCAGUACAGCAAUUAUUCUCGAAAAAUGAAUGGUGAAUUCUAUCUUGAUGAAAAUAUUGCUGACAAUAUUGGUGUCCAAAUUGCUUAUUCGGCCUAUCAAGAUUGGGUCAAAACACAUGGACCGCAACCAACUUUUUCUAGCUUGCCGUACAACUCAAAUCAAUUGUUUUGGCUAUCAUUCGCUAAUCUAUGGUGCACACCGAAAUCGAAAUUACAAAACUGGCGUUCAACCAAUGUGCAUCCUCCGCAUCAUCAUCGUGUUAUUAUGCCGCUUUUUAACAGUCCAGAAUUUUCAAAAGAUUUCAAUUGUCCCUUGGGAUCUAACAUGAAUCCAGUAAAAAAAUGUAUUGUGUUUUAAUUGAAAUUAUCAACUACUUUCCUUCACUCGUUUUGGAAAUCGUUAACUUUCCGGACUAUUUUACUAGAUACUUAAUUUGCUUCAACUGCUGACAAGCUUUUAUUCAAAAUCGUUAAUAAAAAAAAUAAAAUACAACAUAUGC
Microplitis mediator is the source of this 1033-nucleotide messenger RNA. Its product is annotated as neprilysin-2-like. Gene Ontology annotation, cellular component: plasma membrane. The transcript is spliced from 3 exons. Bases 109 to 891 code for a protein of 260 amino acids. NCBI's taxonomy places the organism in Eukaryota, Metazoa, Arthropoda, Insecta, Hymenoptera, Braconidae. Gene Ontology annotation, molecular function: metalloendopeptidase activity. Gene Ontology annotation, biological process: protein processing. The record is from RefSeq and is a predicted model, not a curated record.